CUUAAUGGUACGUGUACACUGUAGAGAAAAUCUACCUAGAUUUUAGAUUUAGAUACGUUCUCUAGGUGAGACUUGUCUAUGUUCUGUGUACACUAUAACAUAUUUUGGCCCUCGCUAGACCUUCGUAGAUAUUUCCUAGAUUAAAUCUAUACCAAUUUCUCUAUGUGGUGUGUACAUAACAUGGUAGAUUUGAUCUCGUAAAAACGUAUAGGCAUUAUUGCACCGUAGUUUGUUGGAAGUAGUUUUAAAUGUCGCGAAUUAAGAAAACUGCAGCUGCCUCUGUUAUUUUAAUAACGAAGAAGAGAAAAAAUGUUGAGCUAAAAAACAAGAAGAGAAGGAUGUGGGUUAGGAGCUGGAUUUCAAGAAGACAGGAUAGUGGUUUUUUUGCUCAAUUGGUGAAAGAAUUACACAGCGAAGACAUGAAUUCAUACGCUAACUUUUUACGCAUGAGUAAUAAGGACUAUGAAUACUUGCUUCAAAAAGUUGAACCAUUGAUUAGAAAACAAGAUACUCAUCUUAGGCUAGCUAUUUCACCUUCAGAACGGCUCGGUUUUUAGCAACCGGUGAGUAUUGAAAGACAUGAGUUUGGUUUCUAGGAUGUAUUUAACUUAAAAAGCAAACAAAAACAACUUCUAAUUAAAUCAUUUUUAGUUGUAGGAGAUAGCUAUCAUUCCCUGCAAUACCUUUUUCGGAUUCCAGUCACGACCAUUUCAAGGAUUAUACCUGAAGUUUGUGAAGCGGUAUUUACUGUGCUGAAAACGGAUUAUCUCCAAGUAAGUAAUUUUCGUAAAACUGCGUGAUUGGAGGAAGGUUUGUAGUUGUAUUUGAAGAAUGGUAUGAAGUUUAGGUGCUCUAGAUGGCAAGCACGUGGUUAUGAAAGCACCAAGGAAUAAAGGCAGUCUUUAUUUUAAUUAUAAAGGAACACAUAGCAUAGUCCUCUUGGCACUAGUUGAUGCAAAAUACAAAUUUCUUUAUGUGGAUGUCGGAUGCAAUGGACGCAUAUCUGAUGGUGGCGUGUAUGCAAUCUGUUCAUUGUCAAGAGCAUUAGAAAACAACAUGUUAAACAUGCCAAAACCAAGGCCAUUACCGGGUGAAUCUGAAGAUGCACCUUUUGUUGUUAUUGCCGAUGAUGCUUUUGCCUUGACUUCCUAUUUAUUAAAACCUUUUCCUUUCAAAAACCAACCCGGAUUUAAUCGGGUUUUUAACUACAGAAUAUCAAGAGCAAGGCGUGUAGUUGAAAAUGCUUUCGGACUGAUCUCGGCUCGAUUUCGUGUUCUUAGACGACCAAUAGACUUACCUCCAGAGAAGUUUAAAAAAAUUGUACUUGCAAUAUGUUCUUUGCAUAAUUUCUUACUGACCCAAAAAAGUUCGGCAUAUUUAUAUGCCCAAAAUGGAAUAUUUGAUACUGAAAAUGAUGGGAACGUUAUCAAUGGGAGUUGGAGAAAUGGAGGUAAUCCUAUAGCUAAUAUGGUUCCUUUACAGACUACAAAUGUUAGAAACCCAUCGAAAACAGCCAAAGAAGUACGAGAACAAUUUAAAAAUUAUUUUGUAUCCAAACAUGGUGAAGUCGCCUGGCAGUAUAAAUAUAUAUAAACAUAAUACCAUUUUAUCUGCUUAAUGUAAUAUAUGUUUCUAAUGCUG
Molecule: messenger RNA, 1641 nt
Organism: Acanthoscelides obtectus
Lineage: Eukaryota; Metazoa; Arthropoda; Insecta; Coleoptera; Chrysomelidae
Source: the annotation of a GenBank genome assembly